AUGCCGGAUAUCGGAACCACGCCGUACCAAAUGAAGGACGAUUUACCCGCCAAAGGGCCGGAAUUUGACUUGAGCCAGAAAAAGCAACCGCAACCGUAUUUCGGCGCGAACGACGAGAACAAAGAGGCGACAACAGAAAUUGACAUGUCGCCAGCAAUGUUCGACAAACUGAUCACUAUUUUCCGAAGUAAAGACGAGGACGAAUGGAUUGGCCUUUUGGCGAGCUCGGAGAAAUGGUACGAUUUGUGCGACGGUUUAUUCGCGAGGAUCGAAGAGCGAGUCGAAAAAGUGGACGAAGAUCCCGCGGUGAAGAACAGGGACGAGGAGGAGUUGUUGUUGGCGAGAUUGCUGAGGAAGUUGAAAGAGACGCACGCGAGAUGCACGAGUUAUCGAGAUUUGUUGCAGGAACUGUUGGAAAAAGACGACGACGUGUUGGAAGGUUUCGUCCCUUCGCGACGAGGCGAGUUUACGGCGGAAUUUUUUAGCUACGUGACGCACAAAAUCGAAAGAGCGCACGAAAUGAAAGAUGUAGAGUUAACGGCGAAUUUAGCGAGAAUUGCUUCGAGAGUUUUAGGUAUCGUCGAACAGUUCGACGAAGCUUCGAGAGACCAGCAACUCUUGGACACCGCGGCGGAGAAUUUCCAAGAACUCCUCAAAGUUGAAACCAUCCAGGACAUGGACGCGAAAAUCGACGAACUCGCCUCCACGGGUAAACUCGACCCGGCGUUGAUGCUCACCGCUGCCAAAGCGUACAUGUCUGUCAAGGAAUCCCCGUACGUCGAAGAGGAAGUGAAAGACGUCAUGGUCCAUCUCUAUUCAAAAAUGCGCGACACCGUCGGACGACAACAACCGAAAGAAGUCCGCAUCCUCAAACUCGUCCUCAGCGUCGACGACCCGAUCGAACAAAGAAACAUGCUCGAACAAGCGUUCACGCCAGGACCUGAACUCGAAAACGUCGACGGCAACGAAGACAUGCUCUGGUGCGCGCCGGAAAGCAUGCUCCAAACCAUCGACGUCAUUCUCAAAACGAGAGAACAAUCCGUCGUGAAGACUUCCUUGGGAGGCGACGCCGCGAGGAUGAUGACCCCGGAAAUCAUCGAGAGAAUGCAAGGCUUGAAGAAUUUAAUCGAAGAUCAGUUCAUUUAA
This is a messenger RNA of Bathycoccus prasinos, 1146 nucleotides long. RefSeq lists its product with no specific name. Lineage: Eukaryota; Viridiplantae; Chlorophyta; Mamiellophyceae; Mamiellales; Bathycoccaceae. The transcript has a single exon. Bases 1 to 1146 code for a protein of 381 amino acids. The record is from RefSeq and is a predicted model, not a curated record.